Messenger RNA from Sphaerodactylus townsendi, 2281 nucleotides. RefSeq names its product CD93 molecule (gene CD93). Gene Ontology annotation, molecular function: calcium ion binding. The transcript has a single exon. Lineage: Eukaryota; Metazoa; Chordata; Lepidosauria; Squamata; Sphaerodactylidae. The record is from RefSeq and is a predicted model, not a curated record. The coding region runs from base 120 to 1904 and encodes 594 amino acids.
UGAAGGGAUGCUAGCGGCCUGCCCUCCAUUGUCUUAGCAUCUCCUUCAAAAGACCCCUUAGUGCAACUUGAGCUCGGAAGGGAAGCGGCCUCCGCUUGCAGUUCCUUUGCUCGGUCAAGAUGGCGAUCCUCCUCCCGGCCGCCUUGCUCGGGCUGCUGUUGGGGCUGCUUGCCCGGCAGCUGGGCCAGGCAGCGGAGGCCGUGUGCUCGGGAUCUACUUGCUACACCCUGCACUGGGGGAGGCUCAGCUGGAUGGAGGCUCACAGCAAGUGCCAAGACAACGGGGGGAACUUGGCGACUCUGAAGAGCCUGGAGGAAGACCAGCUGGUUGGGCAGCUGCUGGCCGCCAUACCUGCACGGGGAGGUGGCCCGGAGGCAGAGGUAAGGCUGUGGAUCGGGCUGCAGCGGGAGAAAGGCAAAUGCUACCAGAAGCAUCGGCCUCUGAAGGGCUUCACCUGGGUAGCCGGAGACCAAGAGACGGACUACUCGAACUGGGGCCAGGAGCCGCAGGAAACGUGCACGGCUCAGCGCUGCGUGACCCUCCAGGGCUCUCCCUUCCUGCCCCAGGGCCUGGCCUGGGUGGACGGCCGCUGCAGCCGCUCGGCUCAGGGGGAGGCCGGCUACUUGUGCAAAUUCAGCUUCCAGGGGAUGUGCCGCCCGCUCGCGUUGGCUGGGCCAGGUACCGUCCAGUAUACCACCCCCUUUGGCAUCGCCACGGCUUCCCUGCGAGUUGUGCCCUUUGGCUCCACGGCUGAAGUGGCCUGCGGAGCGCCGGGGGCAGAGGCGGACGAUGCCUUCCUCGUGUGCAAGAUGCAAGCGAACAGCAACGCCUUUGAGUGGAGCAGCCAGGGCCCUCUGUGUGCAUCACCCAGCCACGGCUGCGGUUACAGCAAUGGAGGCUGCGAGCAUGAGUGCCUGGAACUGGGCGGGGACCGCUUUCAGUGCGCCUGCCACGCAGGAUACCAACUUGGAGGGGACCACCUUUCCUGCAUCCCCGUGGACUACUGCAGCUCCAAUCCAUGCCAGGGGCAGUGUCUGCCACACACUGGGGGCUUUGACUGUCUUUGUCCUCUGGGUUACACGCUGGCUGCUGACGGCCGGAACUGCGUAGACGUGGACGAAUGCAGCGCGCCCCAAGAUUCUUGCAAGCAGAUCUGCAUCAACACUGUGGGCAGCUUCAAGUGUCUCUGUCUCCCGGGCUACAAGCUGGCCGAGGCUGGUGGGCGGACAUGCCAGGACGUUGACGAAUGUGCCGCAGUCACCCCAUGCGCCCAGCUUUGUGUAAACACUCACGGCUCCUUCCUCUGCUCCUGCCAGCCAGGCUACCAGUUGGAGGGCAUCAAUAGCCCUUCUUGCCUAGAUGUGGAUGAAUGCCGAGAGGAGCCGUGCGAGCAUAUGUGCAAGAACCUCCCGGGCAGCUACCGAUGCUUCUGCCAGCCGGGUUGGAGGCUAGAUCCCAAUGGGAUCUCUUGCAUCUUGGAUGCCACCCCCGGCACUUCUUCCCCGCCUGUCCAGGGAGAAUGGGGGGAUCCAGUGGAAAUCCGUCCUGGUUCCGAGCCACCAGUCCUGCUGUCUGACUCUCCCGUCCAAAAAGAACCAGAAGGAGUCUUUGUAUCACAGGGUACCACUUUUCAACCAGAGGUACUCAGCAGGCCGCUAGAUGCUGAGGAUCAGGCUGAAGAUAACAGUGCAGGAAAGAAACCGGGCAGCUCCAAGCAACGCCUGUAUUAUAUCUUUGGUGGUGUUGCGGCCGUUCUGGUACUGCUGGCUUGUGUUCUAAUUCUGGUCACCUGCAGAAAAAUGGAGGCCAAGAAAGCCAAAAAUAAAGCGAAGAAUGUGGCUGACAAUUACUCUUGGGUGCCAGAUCAGCGAGAGGCCGGGGCAGGAAGCAACGAGUACCUGUAAUCGACCGAGAAGGGAAGGGCUUUGGCUGUAAAGCAGGGAGGGGUGGGGAGGAAGGGGCAGCUAUCUCAGAACUUAACGGAGGCUGCAUCUAUAUGGUAAAGAUUCCCCAUUUUGUAUUCAUUACUAUGGUAAUGCAGAGGCAUUUGGAUUGGUAACAGAGUGUCUGCGCACAGGAGUUCUCUGUGCAUUUACCUCAAUCCAUUGCCAUUUUCCCUGGGCUUUUUCUUGGCUAUGCCACUCGAGGGUGCUUCCUAGACGGUGCUUCCUAUGCCACUCGAGGGAGCAGCAGUGGCGUAGUGGCUAAGAGCAGUGGCUAAGAGCAGGUGCACUCUGAUCUGGAGGAACCGGGUUUGAUUCCCAGCUCUGCCGCUUGAGUU